AUGCAGCCCAAAUCACAUCGGUAUGAGGCGACGUCAGCUCGCGACAUAGACACAGAUGAAAUCGAAUUGAAUUAUACCGGAGAAUCCUCUCGUAAACGCAGAUACGUCCGUCAUGGAAACCUUUCUACUCAAGGGUGGGGUUUGGAACUACUGUCGUCUUUCACGACACUCGUCCUGUUUGCUGGAAUGAUUGCGAUAUUCUGCAGCAUGCGCAACAAGGCUUAUUCCAAAUGGCCCCUCUUAAUCUCUAUAAAUACAACCAUCGCCAUUCUGUCCACUGCUUGUACGGCGGCCAUGAUGCACAAUGUCAGCGCUUUUAUCGGACAGCUUAAAUGGCUUCACUUCAGACGAUCUUCGCGGAGCGUGUAUAAUGUUGAGAGAUUUGAUGAGGCCAGUCGAGGUCCACUUGGAGCUAUCCUUCUCAUUUUCAGAGUUCCGUGGAAUCUUGCAACGUUGGGAGCUCUUAUAACGAUCCUCCGUCUGGGGUUCUCUCCACUCUCUCAAGCUGUGGUUAGCCUAGAACCAAGGAUGGUAGACGUCCCAAGCAAUGAUUCGACCUUUGGAUAUGCACAUGCCUAUGAUAGAAACAUGACGACGGGUGCUCAGUCCGAAAUACCGCCAGACACACAGGUGCAAUCUGCCAUUCUUCAAGGUCUUUAUGACAUAAGUUCCAUUCCAGUGUUCAACUGUGGUGGCGCCUGUCUCUGGAGAGACUCGUAUGUAUCCUUGGGCUUUAGGAGUACGUGUAAGAAUGUCACCAUGUCGGCGUUGGACACAAAGCACUGCAUAAAGCCAGAAGGGAGACCAGGGAUGAGGUUUGAUCGCAAUUGCAAUUUCACAACACCGGGAAACAUUACACUUACAACUCAGCAUGUGCUGACUGACUCACAAACCACCUUUCGAAUUAAUGCGACACGUACUCAUCUCGACCAUCCCAAUAAUAUCACGACGACGCUGGAUGACAUUGUGAGGAUUGCAGUUUGGAGAUCAGGCUAUGAUACCAGCUUCAACGCUACUGAUAUCAAUAUCACGGAAUGUACCGUGGGCUUCACUGCGUAUGAGUACCUGAGAGCCGAAGCGAACGGUAGCACCUUUUCUUUUGGAAAAGUUACUGAAAUGGAUAUUAAACGUGCUAAUUGGUCCUGGGAGGAUCCCAUGACUAAAUUACAUCUUGUGAGCAACAAGACUUCCAACCUACCGGCGUUCAAGAUAUCCAUCAUCGACCUCGAGGCCCUACAAGCCUUUUUCGAGUCCACCACCUUCCAGUCGGAAUUCGUGAGCGGAAAUGCAAAAAACAAUAAUCCUGGACUCAGUGCCGCCCUAAAUGGGGAUACUGAUCUCACGCGUGCUUUCGACAACAUGGCACGGGGCAUGACAGACUAUCUCCGCUCAGGGCCGAACGAGAAACUGGCCCAAGGAGUUCGAAGAGAAAGCCAAAUCUUUGUAUUUAUUCGGUGGUACUGGUUGAUUGGCCCUGCGGCUUUAGAGCUAGCUGCGCUGAUAUUUGCUGUCUGUACAAUAGUAGGCACUGCGACGAAGCACGAGGUGCCGCUGUGGAAGUCUUCGGCCCUUGUACUAUUAAGUUGUCGACAUGACAUGGACUCGGGUAUAAUCCAUGGAGAGUUUGAGGAUGUCAAAGAAUUGGAGAAAAUGGCAAAGAUGUCAAAGGCACGGCUGGAGUAG
Messenger RNA from Fusarium odoratissimum NRRL 54006, 1683 nucleotides. RefSeq lists its product as uncharacterized. The record is from RefSeq and is a predicted model, not a curated record. Lineage: Eukaryota; Fungi; Ascomycota; Sordariomycetes; Hypocreales; Nectriaceae. Bases 1 to 1683 code for a protein of 560 amino acids. The transcript is spliced from 2 exons.